UACCCUUAGGCUAAAAUCUAAAAUCAUUGAUUAUAGCUAGCUUAAUGGCAGAUCCUUGUAAUUUGUAAAACUAUUUAAGCCCACUUUCAAAUCAUUACCAAAUGUACUAAUCUUAGUUUAAAACACUUCUUAAGGCAGUUGGGGUUGUUCAUUGUCCAUAGUCCACACCACACACACCAUUCUAACCCACUCAAGAAACACUUUCCCAUCUUGCUUUUGUUCUCAUGGAGGGUUGUUCCUGUUCAUCAGCAUCAUCCAGUGCCCAAGCUAUCGAAGUCGAAGGCCUAGGCUUCUCGUCAAUCAGAGAAACCACAGUGCAUGAUAUCCAGCUCGCUUUCAAGCAAAACCAACUCACCUCCAGGAAACUCGUUGAGUUUUACCUUAAAGAAAUAGAGAGACUCAACCCGGUUCUUAAUGGUGUCUUGGAAGUGAACCCAGAUGCACUGUACCUAGCUGAUCAGGCUGACCACGAGCGCAAUGCCAAGGCACCUGGGUCACUCUCUAUGUUGCAUGGCGUUCCUAUUUUGGUCAAAGAUAACAUUGCAACCAAGGAUAAGCUGAACACCACGGCUGGCUCAUGUGCACUGCUCGGCUCGGUUGUGCCACGCGAUGCUGGUGUGGUGACCAAGUUGAGAGAAGCUGGGGCUAUCAUAUUGGGGAAAGCCAGCUUGAGCGAGUGGGCUCAUUAUAGGUCUCAUGGAGUACCUAGUGGCUGGAACGCGAGAAAUGGCCAGGGGAAGAAUCCUUAUACAAUGGGAGAUCCUUGUGGGUCCAGUAGUGGAUCAGCAAUAUCAGUAGCAGCAAAUAUGGCAGCAGUGUCACUAGGGACCGAGACUGAUGGCUCUAUUUUAUGUCCAUGUAGUUGUAACUUGGUAGUGGGCAUCAAACCAACAGUUGGUCUCACCAGUCGAGCUGGAGUCAUACCAAUCUCACAAAGACAAGAUACCGUGGGACCCAUAUGUAGAACAGUAGCAGAUGCCGUUUAUGUUCUUGAUGCCAUUGUUGGCAUUGACCACAAUGACAAUGCAACAAUUGAAACAUCACAGUACAUUCCAGAAGGUGGCUAUGCACAAUUUCUUAAGGCUGAUGGGCUGCGAGGAAUGAGACUGGGGAUAGUGAGGGAACAUCCCGUGUACCAUUUCAAAGAUGAUACUAUUGCGAAACAAACUAUUGAGCAACAUUUUAACACACUAAGGGAACGAGGUGCGAUUUUGGUAGACAAUCUGAAAAUAGCCAAUAUUGACAAAAUCUAUUCAUCAAGCAAUGAAGAAACUGCAUUGGUGGCUGAAUUUAAAAUAUGCAUUAAUGCCUACCUAAAGGAGUUGGUGGAUUCCCCAAUCCGUUCCUUAGCCGAUUUGAUUGCCUUCAACAAUGAAAACUCAGAAUUGGAGAAGCUAGAUUAUGGACAAGACCUGUUUAUAAAAGCUGAAGCAACAAAUGGAAUUGGAAAUGCAGAGAAGGAGGCGUUGGCAAAUUUAGAAAAACUAACUAGAGAAGGUUUUGUGGAAUUGAUGACAAAGAACAAGCUAGAUGCAUUAGUGACUCCUGGUAAUAGUGUUUCUUGCGUCCUUGCAAUUGGGGGUUUCCCAGGAGUGAUUGUCCCUGCUGGAUAUGACUCUAAAGAAAAACCGUUUGGCUUGUGCUUUGGAGGACUAAAGGGUUCAGAGCCAAAGCUGAUUGAGAUCGCCUAUAGCUUUGAGCAAGCAACAAAGAUCAGGAAGCCUCCUAAAGUUUAAACUUAAGGCUCUAUUAUACAUAAUUAUAGCCUCUACUCUAAUUUAUAUGAUUAUUAUUCAUAUUGAACAGUCAUGAAGCUAGAUUUGUAUGGAUGCUAGUAGCAAUAUAUGUGCUGUAAAUAUAAAAAUAAUAUUUGACUUUAUGUUUAUUUUAACUUCACUUACGUUA
Quercus robur (English oak) is the source of this 1905-nucleotide messenger RNA. RefSeq names its product probable amidase At4g34880. The transcript is spliced from 6 exons. The record is from RefSeq and is a predicted model, not a curated record. NCBI's taxonomy places the organism in Eukaryota, Viridiplantae, Streptophyta, Magnoliopsida, Fagales, Fagaceae. The coding region runs from base 225 to 1736 and encodes 503 amino acids.